UGACCCUGCACUUCAGCCCCGCUCUCUCUCUCUCUCUGGAAAGACGAGUGGAAAUUGGAAUCCAUUCCCACUCUGCUGUGAGAGGAGGCUCAGGCAGGGUGGGUGACCUUGCGGUUGCGGGAGAGAUUUCUUCCCCAAAGUAAAGAGUCACAUGCGUUGGAUUUUGAGGGCAAGAGGCGACACAGAGUGAGAGAGAGAGAGAGAGAGAAAAAGAGAAGGAAGCGAGAGGAAGGAGAGGCCAUUCUCGUCUCGCUUGCUUGCUUUGUUGUUCUUGCGGCUGCCCCGCCCCGCUCCGCCUUCAAUGCUACCGCGUUACUGCUGGAUCUGAGAGACCCAUCGCGUCUGCCUCUGCCUUGAAGCUAAUCUUGAGUUCUUGAGUUCUUGACUCCUGCUUCCCCAAGAUUCUGUUUUUCUUUCGGAAUCCCGUCUUCCGUUGCUGCUUCUUUGCCACAUCCGUGAUAAAGGUGGGAUCUUGGCUAAGUUUCCGGAAGGUUUGAUUUUUUUAUCUUCUCCCUCGGCUUUUGGUUUUGAAGAGACGCAGCCUCUUUUUGGGAAUGCAGUGAUGUGCGUGCUGAUUUGAGUGAGAAGCUUUUCUUCCGGUGCUACAGGUGAGAUUUCACCUCCUCCGCGUUCUUGCACCGCCAAGAGAGAAGGAAAGGGAGAAGAAAGGACAGAAGCGAAAUUCCGUUUGGUUGCUGCGCCAAUCUGCGAUAUUUUCUCGCGAGGAGGCUCAAUUCUCCCUUGAAUUUCGGCGUGUGACAUGAUUUUCUCAUCCAUUUCCACCAAGACGACAGCAGCUGCGACGACACUGUAGUGCUAGCCUAGUGGGCUCCAAUGGCGUCCUCGCCUUCUCCCUCCCCGGGCAACAUCAAGGCCACCUUGCCGCCGUCCACUGCAACCCCAUCACAGGCAUCCACCACACCGUCACCUUCCACUCCCACACCGGCCUCCCUGGCUCCGGUGACGCAGCCCAAUGCCACCCCGGCCGACCCCCCCUCCACGCCGCCGGCUGCGCCCCCUCCCCUUCCCCCCGCAGCCACGCCGCCCCCACAACCCGCUUCCCCACCGCCCUCAUCCCCGCCUCCUCCGGCCACCGUGCCGCCACCGCUAGUAGUUGUUGCUUCUCCACCACCCGCCCCAGUAGUAGUGCCGCCACCCUCGCCACCGGCUGCAAUGCCGCCCCCAUCUACACCUGCUGCCCCUCCAAAGGCUUCGCAAUUGAUCCCCCCUGCGGCAGCAUCGCCACCCCCAUCCAAUUUGCCAGCGCCCAACCCGCCAUCGGACCCAACGCCACCGACGGUAGUGCAGUCACCUCCACCACCACGGCGUCGCAGGCCACCAAGAACGCCUACAAGUCAGCCAGAACCUCCACCCCUGGCGCCACCACCUUCUGGAAUUCCUGUCAAACCUUCCCCGACUAGUCCUUCGCCAACCUCCGGAGAUCCUUUGAUCCCUACUCCCACUAGCCCCUCGCCUCCCGGGGCGCCACCAUCCACGCCAGGCUCUAGUUCUCCGUCGGUGCCAGCCCCAGCCACGGCAGCUGAUCCAACCAGCCCGGCAACCAUCAGCAGCCCUAGUUCCAACAAGUCAUCAAAUCCCAUCACGAAGGGCAGCAGCAACUCACAAAGCAGUGGUGGAAUGACUUCUGGUGCAAAGGCAGGCAUUGGUGUAGUCUUUGCCAUUAUUGUGCUUAGCUUGUUUGGAGCUGCAUUUUGGUACAAGAAGAAACGGAGGAGAGUGCAUGGUUACCAUGCUGGGUUCGUGAUGCCUUCACCUGCCUCGUCUCCUACACAGGUGUUAGCUAAAACUAACUACAGUGCCGGGAGUCCUGAAUCAAAAGAAUCAAUGCCAGAGUUCAGCAUGGGCAACUGUCGGUUCUUCACUUAUCAGGAAUUGUAUCAGAUCACAAAUGGUUUCUCAGCUCAGAGCCUGCUAGGGGAAGGUGGGUUUGGAUCAGUGUACAAGGGUUGCUUGGCUGAUGGAAGAGAGGUUGCAGUUAAGAAACUGAAAGAUGGUAGCGGGCAGGGGGAACGCGAGUUCCAUGCUGAGGUGGAGAUUAUCAGUCGCGUUCAUCAUCGCCAUCUAGUUUCUCUUGUAGGAUAUUGCAUCUCAGAUGACCAGAGAUUGCUUGUCUAUGAUUUUGUGCCUAACAACACACUGCACUAUCAUAUUCAUGGACGUGGAGUGCCGGUUUUGGAUUGGCCAGCUAGGGUUAAAAUCGCUGCUGGCUCAGCUCGGGGAAUAGCCUACCUUCACGAAGAUUGCCAUCCCCGUAUAAUCCACCGAGAUAUAAAGUCCUCUAAUAUUUUACUGGAUAAUUACUUUGAAGCCCAGGUCGCUGAUUUUGGCCUCGCAAGGUUAGCUCUGGAUGCUUGCACGCAUGUAACUACACGGGUGAUGGGAACUUUUGGAUACAUGGCCCCAGAGUACGCGGCGAGUGGCAAGUUGACUGAGAGAUCUGAUGUAUUCUCUUUCGGUGUUGUUCUCUUGGAGCUUAUUACUGGUAGAAAGCCUGUCGAUGCAUCAAAGCCAUUGGGUGAUGAGAGCCUUGUUGAGUGGGCUAGGCCAUUGCUCGUGCAAGCACUUGAGACUGGCAAUGUAGGGGAGCUGAUGGACGCCAGGCUCGAUAAGAAGUAUAACGAAGUUGAAAUUUUCCGCAUGAUUGAAGCUGCUGCAGCUUGUAUUCGACAUUCAGCAUCUCAUAGACCCAGAAUGAGUCAGGUGGUGCGAGCUCUUGAUAGCUUAGCUGAUGUCGAUCUAACCAACGGUGUCCAGCCCGGUAAGAGCGAGAUGUUCAACGGUGCGAAUACGUCAGAGAUCAGGCUGUUUCAGCGGAUGGCAUUUGGCAGCCAAGAUUUCACGACUGAUUUCAGCCAGUCUAGCUGGAACAGCCAGAGUAGAGGUCUCGAUGGCUCUGGUUCAAGGCAAUUGUAAUCAUCUUUGUAAAUUCUUAAUCUGAUUAGCUAGGGCAUCUUGUAUCGGUUUUUUUCUCAUGUUAUUCUUUGAGUGGAUCAAUCAAGUAGUAUUUUUUUGGCCAUCUCUGUCUACCACUAACAUAUAUCAUCUGCUGAGGUCUGCUUGAUUGUGCAAAUUUGGCUCCUCUGACAAACAAAAACUUGUUAACUUGUGCAAUUGCUCAAUUGAGUUUGCAGAU
This is a messenger RNA of Phragmites australis (common reed), 3154 nucleotides long. Its product is annotated as proline-rich receptor-like protein kinase PERK8. The transcript is spliced from 8 exons. Gene Ontology annotation, biological process: protein phosphorylation. Gene Ontology annotation, molecular function: ATP binding; protein kinase activity. The record is from RefSeq and is a predicted model, not a curated record. NCBI's taxonomy places the organism in Eukaryota, Viridiplantae, Streptophyta, Magnoliopsida, Poales, Poaceae. Bases 835 to 2934 code for a protein of 699 amino acids.